This is a messenger RNA of Solanum lycopersicum (tomato), 843 nucleotides long. NCBI's taxonomy places the organism in Eukaryota, Viridiplantae, Streptophyta, Magnoliopsida, Solanales, Solanaceae. The record is from RefSeq and is a predicted model, not a curated record.
AUGUCUGGAGAUGAUGGGAAACUCCUUAAAACCCAUAACAUUUGUUUAAAUGCAGCUACAACCAGCACAUCUACAGCGGGACAACCUACAAAAAAGGAGGAGACUAAAAUAAAAUACACAAAUACAAACUUGAAUAAGUUAUUCUCAAAACCAUAUACUCCUCAAAAUACCCAGAAAGAUAUAUUCAUACCACCACAAGUAAAUACCUACAAAGCCAGCCUAGAUUCAGAUAAACAAACAUAUAACCACAUUACCAGAAUGUAUAUAGAAAACAUAUACAAAGUACAGACUUUUCUAAACAAAAACCCUAAAGCCAAAAAUACGAGAAACCCUGAACAAGACUACAUAACCCAACAUCUACAAGGAUACAAUAAACUAAUUGCACAACCAGGAACGAAUCCAAACCUAGUAGCAACUUGCUACAAUUACGGACUUAUAAGCACAGUAUAUACUAUUACAGGAGACAAAGUAGCUAAAAUACCUGAGCUACAUAAGGCAUUUCUGCAAUAUAAAAGACUAACAAAAGGAACUUUAUUUUAUAUAAAGUUCUACUCAGCAACAGCAGAGAUACUAUAUGAAGAAAUUAAACCUACAAUACAAGUUAUUAAGAUAGGUUUAACUAGAGAUAUGAUAAUACCAGAAAAAAUAGAUACACAAGAAGAGAUACAGAAGGUGGAUAUCCCAGACUCUCUCAAGAUUGGUAUGUACUCAUAUAUUCGAGGACAUAGUCUAUGUUUUUUUAGUUUCUUCUCUUAAGACUUAUUAUGUAUUUCUUUCUAUGUAAACAUACAUGACUCAAGAUAUUUAAGAUGUGUCUUUAUCUCGGCUUGUGACGACAAGAAU